Cyprinus carpio (common carp) is the source of this 2738-nucleotide messenger RNA. RefSeq lists its product as uncharacterized. The coding region runs from base 297 to 2738 and encodes 813 amino acids. The record is from RefSeq and is a predicted model, not a curated record. The transcript is spliced from 2 exons. NCBI's taxonomy places the organism in Eukaryota, Metazoa, Chordata, Actinopteri, Cypriniformes, Cyprinidae.
GUUUCUCUAUUAAGUAACAGAAGGCUGAUGACAAAAGUUAAAUAAAUAAAUAAAAUAAUAGUAGUAGUAGGAAGAGGAGGAGGAGAAAUGUUUUGAGAAAUGAGGGUGUGGUGGGACCACCCACAUUUUGAUGACGUCAUGCUGCUCUUAAAAAGCAGGUUUCAGGAGUUGUGUGGCACAGUUUUACAUAGGUCACCUUUGUAAAAUAGAAAGUUGGCUAUCUGAGACAACAGUAUUGGAUUAUUGUUUCUGCUACUGCAUCUAUUUGAGACAUUUCAAGGAACAGUUUCAGUACGAUGCCUCGGAAGAAGGGGUUUCGUAUGCGGCGCACACAAAGAUGCAUCAAAAGUAAGAGCGAUGCUAAUGCAUGUAUAUGUUCAGAAAAAUUGCCGCUGUCUGUUGUUGCUGGGACAGAUGUUAGGGCUGCCACAUUAAGCGGUGAUGCAUUGAUUGGAUGUUGUGUUGUGGCUGGAAUCAAACAUGUUAUUUCCCCUGUAUGUACAUGGACACAGACAGAUAUUGAUGACAUAUGUGUAGAAGGGAGCAAACUAACACAAAAUGUAAUCAUGUCACGUCAGAAAAGAGAAUGUAAACAGAAAGAGUUGUGUAAGUUGAUUGAACAGCACAAUGUGUUUGGCAGGAAGUGGAAUGUAAAAAUUGGUCUACCAGUAUACAAAGAUUUUGAACUGCUGCAAGAGGAAACCGUAAUGUAUGAAAAGCUCCAAGAAUAUUUGUUGAGGGAUGGAAUGUGUCUGCUAAACCUUCACAGUGCAGUUAUUGUCAUCAUUCAUCACAACAAUUAUUUUGCAGUGGUUGAUUUCAGAACACGUGAUAUGUUUGGGUUGGCCUCUGAUAUUGGCACGCCUGUGGUUGUUUUCAACACAUGUCUUAAUGAUCUUAUGGUUCAUAUCAAGAAUCUAAGGAAGUCUUUAGAUGCACAGUGGUAUGCCGUUAGUAGCAUUUCUGUAAAGACAUAUCAACAAGAUCAUGCUUGUGGUAGAGAGUUUCCAGACAGCGAUGUCGACAUCAAAGGUGUUGAUGAGUUUGGAAAUAUAGGCACUGAAGGUGUAGCUGAGUUUGAGGAUAGUAUUUCUGUCAGACACGAAAACAGUGUAAGAGGAUCCUUUCAUCAGGGGAAUAACCAGUUUAAAUACAGAGGAGUUCAAUGUAUGGCAAUAGGUUUAGUAAGCCUAGCAAAGCAUACAGUUGAUAGUGUAUUCUCAUGGCAGACCAAAGACCUUGACAGAGUUGUUGUUUUAGGUGACGAGUUGUACACAGCCUUGCGAGACAAUAAUAAGAUUAGACACAAAUCCAAUCUGUUGGCCAUUCCUGAUUUGCCAAAAGAAUCAGUUAUUGAUGGAGAAAGUUUUUUGUUUGAAUAUGGUGACUUUGUCAGUGGUGAUAUAGAUGUGGUUGAUGGUCAAUUUAUUGAGAGUGGUUUUUACAGCAGUCUUUCAGCUGGACUAGAAAAAAUGUUUGCACAGUAUGACUUAUGUCUUUUAACAUUGUGUAGUAGUACAUGUGCAAUCAUUUCUCACAAUGGACAGUAUGCACUGAUUGACUCUCAUGCACGUAAUGCUCUUGGCAUGGUUGAUGGAAAUGGAAGAAGUGUUGUUGUAUAUUUUUCUUCUGUAAAAGAUUUGCUCAAUCACAUUUGCCUUUUAGCUAAAGGGCUCACUGAGAAGGAAAAACCUUUUGAAAUAACUGGUAUCCGUGCCACUAUUACAACUGGGAAACCUACACAGCACAAUGCAUCAGAAAUUAAAGAUGAGAAGUGUACAAAGUGUUUAACAUUAACAGAGAGCUGCAAAGACUCUGUCAAGACAUUUGAAAUUGAGUUUGAUGAGGAUUCUUCAAAUGAUCAGCCAACAAAUAAUGAUGCAAGAAAUAAGCGUAAAAUUUCAGUAAGUAAUUGUACUUUAAAGAAACAAAAAAGAUAUGAUGUUACUGAAGUUAUUUCAGAUGUUGAAUUUGUUAGUGAUGUAAAAAAUAACAGCAUGAUGUUUAGUCCUAUUUGUAAACAGGUUUGUCAAACUUUGUGUACUCAUUUAAAUGUGGAAUACGAAAAAGUUAAUGUUCCAAUAUUGACACAUGUUGGUUUGUUAGGAGUUCCAUGCAAAAAUGACAAAAUAAUGGCUGACGGAAACUGUUUCUUCCGAGCCAUCUCUCAAGCUGUAAGUGGCACACAAAAGUAUCAUAGAAAAAUACGACUUGCUGUUGUACAACAUUUGGAAAAUAAUGCUGAAAAAUAUCGAAACAUUUUGAGAAGAGAGUAUUCCUCAGUAUCAGAGUACAUUAACAAGUCUAAAAUGAGAUAUGUUAAUAGCUGGGCUACUGAAGUUGAAAUACAAGCAACAGCUGAUUAUUUAGGAAUUGAUGUUUUUACAUUUUAUGAUGGUCGAUGGUUAAAAUACAAUUGCAAUGGUAAGCUUUUGUCGAAACACAGCAUCUACUUAGAAAAUUGUCAUGAAAACCAUUAUGAGACUGUAGUUUGUGUAAAUGAGCCUGAACGACAGAGUUGUUAUGGCUACUGCAAAAUCAGUAAGUCCUUUUUUGAAGGUUACAAUAUUAGAGAAAAGAUUGACAAUAAAAAUAAUGAACUUGAACAGCAGCAUCAUAGUGUGUUAAAAACAAUGUACAAUGACACAUGUUGUGCAAUGACAAUGGUAAGAGAUCCUGAUGUUGAUGUACUGGAAAAUGCAGGUCAGAUGACAUUUAUUUUGAAAGAGAAAAUAUGA